This is a messenger RNA of Dunckerocampus dactyliophorus (ringed pipefish), 1964 nucleotides long. It is a transcript of the gene rnf208, whose product is annotated as ring finger protein 208. Gene Ontology annotation, molecular function: ubiquitin protein ligase activity. The record is from RefSeq and is a predicted model, not a curated record. Gene Ontology annotation, biological process: protein ubiquitination. Lineage: Eukaryota; Metazoa; Chordata; Actinopteri; Syngnathiformes; Syngnathidae. The coding region runs from base 894 to 1673 and encodes 259 amino acids. The transcript is spliced from 2 exons.
GAAGAGAAGCGAGAGAGGGGAGAGGAGGGGCGUGCGCAUGUGCGGCAGUGAGACGAAGAAGAAGGAGGAGGCGGAGGAGGAGGAAAAGGAGGUGUUGCGAGAGGGGCUGAUAAGAGCACAGGAGAGAGGGGAACAAAAAAAACAACAAAAAAGGAUGGAGACAUCACGGUGUGGUCCUGGAGAUAAACACCUAUAGAGGAGUGGUGUACCACCAUACAUCCCAUCCGCCCUUAUAAGCCACGUCGCAAGAGGAGGAGGAAGGAUGGAGAGACGAGAGAGAGACGCUCAUCCAGGUGGCGUGAAGGACCUCCAUCUUCUCUCUGCGUGCUUGUGAAUCAACGCAAUCUGGAACAGUGAGGCCAAGGUAGACGCACCAAAGUUAUCUGGAGGGCACUUUAUCAGUUUCAGAAGCGGGAGACAAGCACCGAGGAAUACUUGAGACUGUUAUCACUUCCUCUACGUUCACUCCCACAUUGGAGGAAUUCAGAAAAGCCUCAAAGGACACCUCCUCUCCGAAAUAAACGGACCACCCUGAGUAAAUUUGGCUGAGGGUUAUCCUAAAUUGUGACAUCUGACAUCAUCUAUAGGUGCUGAGUGUGGGUUUCUGCUAAUACGUCAACGCUGGUCAAAUAAGCUAGACUGUUUAUCCACAAGGUGCUCUGGCUCAACUCUUCUACCCGUCAAGCCCUCACAAGGACUCAGGCUGACAGCAGCAACCAGCAGGAUUGGGGGCGGGGUCUCUAAGGGCAACAUGGAGGCUGUUAUCCGUCCCCAUGUGCCCUCCAAUGGCUGACUUCGCCACAACAGCACUUGCCAGUCCUCUCUACCACCACAAGGCAGGGGCGAGCACUCCUUUUUAGAGCCUCUUUGUCGUCCGCUUCCCAGAUUCCCGAAUGUCCUGCCUCAGGCGUCAGCCGGUCACCAUCCCAAUGGACACGGUCAAGAUCAUCCAGUCGGAGAAGUUCCCCAGGGAGUGCCCUGUGCCCGUCACCCAGCCCCGCUUCGCCCCGCCACCCAGAGUGGCGUGGGACGGUGGAGGCGAAGGCGAGAUCAUCGUCAACCAAGCCUGCAGCGACCUGACACUCGACAUAGCGGCGCCACCACCCAGGCCCAUGGUGUCCCCCACGGCCCCGGCCCUUCGCAGGGAGCAGAGCUUCUUAGCGCAGCGCAAAACCAGUGCCAACGAGAUUUGCUACCACCAGUUCCACUACAAGAUGGAGGACGUCAUCGUCAACCAGUAUGUGCUGCGCUCCUCCUCCACCUCGUCGUCCACUUCCUCGUCAUCAUCCUCCGGGCCGGUCAUGCCCUGCGAGCCCCUUGACUGCCCCACCUGCGGCCACACCUACAACUUUGCCGGCAAGCGUCCUCGCAUCCUGUCCUGCCUGCACUCGGUGUGCGAGGAGUGCUUGCAGAUCCUCUACGAAUCAUGCCCCAAGUACAAAUUCAUCUCCUGCCCCACCUGCCGCCGCGAGACGGUGCUGUUCACCGAUUACGGCCUGGCGGCCCUCGCCAUCAACACCAGCAUCCUGAGCCGGCUGCCCGCCGACCCCAACGGGCCGGUGCAGUGGGGCGGGGACGCCGACCGCAGCUGCUACCAGACUGUGCGCCAGUACUGCCAGUCGGCCUGCACCUGCCAUAUCGCCAACCCUUUGUCCUCCUGCGGCAUCAUGUAGAAACGCUGCUCAGCCACACCUUUGUCGACUAUAAGCUCUCCCUCUCACACACGCAUAUUCAGUAAAUAACCCCCCUCCCCACAGAUGAGUGAUCUCUAUAUAUUUAAUAGCACAGAUGGAUGCUGUGUGGUGGACCAAUGAAUGCAGAUGGUUCAAUAAAUAGUAAAUAUAUGUAUUUUAUGUAUGGACUGGAAUCCUGUUCACCCUCUCUUGUUUGGUUGGAUGUGUUUGUCAUCUCUUUUCAUGGGAAUGCCAGGUGCCCCAAUAAAGACUCAAUUCAUGAAAAAAAAA